AUGUCUACCCCUAACAAUCCCAGAUCAUCAUCUCCUCUCAACUUCCCUUCUUCCUCCGUCGCUGGCACACCAAGAGCCAACCAAUUGAGGAACGUCAGAAAUGCUCCUCCUGGAUCAUCGUCACCCCUCCAUUUCCCAACUUCUUCCCCUCGACAACCUUCAUCAACAGCAGGUCGUCGAGUACCAUCGGGUUUGAGCAGUGAUGCCGCUAUCCCCAGUUCAGAUAGGUUGAGACGGAUCAGAGGAGAAACGCCUUUGUUCUUCCCAGCAUCUGGCGGUUCCACUCCUCGAAGACCUAGACGGGGAGAUAUACACUCUUCAUUCCCAUUAUCAUCGCCUUCACUCGCACGAAGACAAGUCCAGAAUACACCUCUCAUACGAGGAUCUUCGCCAUCCGGACAGACAGACAUUGACAUCGAUGGAGAAGGUGGUGAUCCAACUACACCUAGAGCUCAUGGAUCUUCAGCACCAACUUUAUCAGCUGUCGCACCUUCACAAGAUGCAGGAAUGGGUGAAGAAGAAGGUGGUAUCGUCAAAUAUAUAUGGGGAACUACCAUUUCCUUGCAAGAAUCAAUGAACCUAUUCAGAGAUUUUUUGAGAGGGUUUAAACCUAAAUAUAGAGCUAUAUACAAUGCUAAUCAAGCUAAAACAAUAAUCGAAAAUGGUGGAUUAGCACCUCCUUCAAUGGCUUUAUAUGAUAAUUUACCUUCGUCGAAAGCUGAAAUACUUUUAUACGAAUCUUAUCUAAGGAGACUGCAUCAAACUGGUGAAACGAAUUUAAACCUCGACGCUCUAAAUCUUCUAAGUUAUCCACCAACGAAAAAAUUAUAUCAUCAAUUAGUCAAUUAUCCUCAAGAAGUAAUCCCAAUUAUGGAUCAGGUUUUGAGAGAUGUAAUGAUCGAAACUGGUGAUGAAGAAAUUGAUCAGGCAAGAGCUAAAUACGCAGAUGGUUUGAUCGAAAAAUUGGAGUUGGAUCUGUUGGAAGAGGAGAUCAAUCAAAUCGCUGGAAAAGUUUACAAAGUCAGACCCUUCGGUGGUGAAAGAUCUGUCAACAUGAGAGAUUUGAAUCCUGGGGAUACCGAUAAACUCGUCUCUGUUAAAGGUUUGGUGAUCAGAGCUACACCUGUCAUCCCCGAUAUGACAACUGCCUUCUUCCGAUGUAUGGUAUGCCAACAUACUGUUCAAGCUGAUAUCGAUCGAGGAAAGAUCAACGAGCCUGACAGAUGUCCUCGAGAUGUCUGUGGUAUGAAAGGUACAAUGUCUCUCAUUCACAAUCGAUCCGAUUUUACCGACAAACAAGUGAUUCGACUUCAAGAGACUCCUGAUGCAGUUCCUGAUGGACAAACCCCGCACACCGUCUCCUUGUGCUCAUACGAUGAAUUGGUUGAUUUGGUCAAACCAGGUGAUCGAGUGAUUAUCACUGGUAUAUUCCGAUCUAUUCCUGUGCGAGUCAACCCACGACAAAGAAGUAUCAAAUCACUUUUCAAGACUUACCUAGAUGUUGUCCAUAUCAAACGAACAAACACUGGUCGAAUGGGAUACGAUCCAUCUACGAGAAACGGUGAAGGUAGACCUCCUGGAGUUGGGGUAGGUGGUGAAGAUGACGAAGAUGAAUUGCUGUCUAGACCGGAUAAAGAUGCCACUGAAGAUGAUACUGAAGAGGAACCUGCCUUUGCUGCUUCUGCCGAGAUGGAACAGAGACUCAUCGAGUUAUCCAACAAUCCAGAUGUUUAUGACAUCUUGGCUAGAUCCAUGGCUCCUUCCAUCUACGAAUUGGAAGAUGUUAAAAAAGGUAUCUUGCUUCAAUUGUUCGGCGGCACCAAUAAAUCUAUCGCAAGAGGUGGUGGAGGUGGUGGUCCAAGAUAUCGGGGGGAUAUCAACGUCCUCAUGGUCGGUGAUCCCGGUACAAGUAAAUCUCAAAUCCUACAGUACGUUCACAAGAUUGCCCCUCGAGGUGUUUAUACUUCCGGUAAAGGUUCUUCCGCUGUCGGAUUGACAGCUUAUGUCACGCGAGAUCCAGAUUCCAAACAGCUGGUAUUGGAAAGUGGUGCUUUGGUGCUUUCUGAUGGUGGUGUCUGCUGUAUUGACGAAUUUGACAAGAUGUCAGAUUCUACUCGAAGUGUUUUGCAUGAAGUCAUGGAGCAACAAACCGUUUCUAUUGCGAAAGCGGGUAUCAUCACUACCCUUAACGCACGAACAUCUAUUCUUGCUGCUGCAAAUCCUAUCAACUCACGAUACGACCCCAAGUUACCCAUCCCAGCUAAUAUCGACUUGCCACCUACUCUGAUAUCGAGAUUCGACCUCUUAUACUUGGUUCUGGAUAGGGUUGAUGAGUUGAAUGACAGAAGAUUGGCCAAGCAUUUGGUAGGAUUGUAUCUCGAGGAUAGACCUGAUACCGCUGGUGAAGAUAUCAUACCUCUUGAAACUCUCACCGCGUAUAUCACAUAUGCUCGAUCAAAGAUUCAUCCUGUCCUUUCAGAAGAUGCAUCAACCGCUCUUGUCCAAGCAUAUGUGGAGAUGCGAAAAGCAGGAGUUGAUUCGCGAACCCAGGAAAAGAGAAUUACGGCUACUACAAGACAAUUGGAAAGUAUGAUUCGACUGUCUGAGGCCCAUGCUAGAAUGCGAUUUAGCGAACGAGUGGAAUUGAGCGAUGUAGUGGAAGCGGUCAGAUUGAUCAAGUCCGCUUUGAGAGAGAGUGCUACCGAUCCUUUGACUGGUCAAAUUGACUUGGAUCUCCUCACCACAGGAGCAGCAUCAUCUACACGUCGAGCACGAAGUGAUCUCAAGAAAGAAUUGUUGAGCAUUAUCGACUCGGCAGGAUCUCGAACGGGACUUAAAUGGUCUUCCGCCAUCAAAGGUUUAGAGAAUCAAUCUUCUGUUCCCAUAGAUCACAGUGAAUUUGCUGAGCUCGUUAGGAGUCUAGUGGAAGAAGGUGUAUUGAAAGUAGUGGGAGAAAGAGAAAGGAGAACUAUAAGGAGAUUGGCCGAUUAG
Molecule: messenger RNA, 2991 nt
Organism: Kwoniella shivajii
Lineage: Eukaryota; Fungi; Basidiomycota; Tremellomycetes; Tremellales; Cryptococcaceae
Exons: 10
Coding region: 1-2991 (996 amino acids)
Biological process (GO): double-strand break repair via break-induced replication; DNA replication; DNA strand elongation involved in DNA replication
Cellular component (GO): MCM complex; nucleus
Molecular function (GO): ATP binding; single-stranded DNA helicase activity; single-stranded DNA binding
Source: RefSeq, a predicted model, not a curated record